Molecule: messenger RNA, 4853 nt
Organism: Petromyzon marinus (sea lamprey)
Lineage: Eukaryota; Metazoa; Chordata; Hyperoartia; Petromyzontiformes; Petromyzontidae
Source: RefSeq, a predicted model, not a curated record
CCCAGUGCCCCCCCCACCUCUCCGGACCUCUCGGCUCCCCACUCCCAUCCCAGCCCCCAACAUCGUCACCAUCGCUACCCCCCCUCCUCCUCCUCCUCCAAACCAACCACUCCGUCUCCCAUUUCUCCGCUGUCUCUCCCGGCGGCUGCUCGCUGUGCUCUCGGAGAGGAGGAGGAGGGAGAGAGACACAAACAGGGCAGAGCAUACGUUCACCUCCACCGUCGGCUAUAUCGACAGCAUCACAGUACCCCCACCAUCACCGUCUAGCAAACAAUAGGCGCUCUCGCUCCACCCCGCUUAGGCAAUAAUCGCUCCAUUGUCAGCGGAAUCGGCAUCAGCUGCUGCAUCAUCAGCGGCAGCUUCGGUGUCAUCAGCAGCAGCCGUAGCAUCGGCAGCAGUAGCAUCAGAAUUAGUAGCAUCAGCAGUAGCAAUACCAACAUCAUCACCACCAGCAGCAGCAGUAGCAUCGGCAUAAAAGAGCAGCAUCAUCAGCAUUACCAUCAGUCGUAUUAGCAUCAUCUACAUUAAUCAUCAUCAGCAAGCAGCAUCAUCAACAAGCAGCAGCAGCAUCAUCACUGCCAGUCGGACGAGCAUAAUCUAGUGAAGAGGGUGGUGGUGGAAGAAGAAGAAGAGGAGGAGGUGGAGGAGUCGUGAUGAGGUGGACACGGGGAGCACUCCUUGGGCUCUGGGCGCUCUUCGCAGGUGCACGUCCGGCGCCGGCCGCUUCGCCAGGUGACUCGUGCGAGGAGGCGCUCCUGCCCACUGCGUUCUCCGCUUCCUCGGAGCUCACGGCCGCUCACGCGCCCAGCUACGCGCGCCUCAACCGGCGAGAGGGGGCUGGAGGCUGGGCCCCUGCCGCCGGCGACCCUGCCCCGUGGCUGCAGCUGGACCUGGGCUCGCGUGUCCGCGUGACGGGGGUGGCGACCCAGGGCCGCUACGGCUCCUCCGAGUGGGUGCAGCGCUACCAGCUGCUCUACAGCGACGGCGCGGGCAACUGGAGGCGCUACCAGCGGGACGACAACCUGUGGGGCUUCUCCGGCAACGAGAACGCCGACUCCGUGGUCCGCCACGAGCUGCCGCGCCCGCUGGUCACGCGCUUCCUGCGCUUCGAGCUCCCCGGAGGGGGGGCCCCGGGAGACGCGGCGGGGGGCCAGGCCGGGGACGCGGGGGGCCGGCCUGGACUCAGGGUCGCCGUCUACGGCUGCCAGUACAAUUCGAGCGUGGCGUACCUGGACGGGCGCAGUCUGCUGUCGCUGCGCUUCGCGAAAAAGACGGAGCGCACGAUCAAGGACGUCGUGGCGCUGCACUUCAAGACGGGCGCCAGCGACGGCGUUCUGCUGCACGGAGAGGGUCAGCAGGGCGACUACCUCACCCUCGCGCUGCACCGCGGGCGGCUACAGCUGCACAUCAACCUCGGCAGCAGCGCGUCCCGAGGGGUGAGCGGCCACACGCUCGUGUCGGCGGGCAACCUGCUUGACGACGAGCACUGGCACGCGGUGAGCGUGCACCGCCACGGCCGCUACGUCAACCUCACCGUGGACCGCCACUCACGCCACGCGCGCACCAACGGCGACUUCGACUACCUGGACCUCGACUUCCAGGUCAGCUUCGGUGGAAUGCCCGGAGCGGGCAAGUCCGGCCCGUCCGCCAAUCGCUUCUUCCGCGGGUGCCUGGAGAACGUCAUGUACAACGGCGUCAACGUGAUCGACCUCGCGCAGCGGAAGAAGCCGGCGGUGCACGUGACGGGCAACGUGACGUCACGCUGCCUUGACCCCGGCUCGACCGCCGUGACCUUCCCACGCCCUGGCUCCUGGCUCCGUCUCGACGCUCCCCCGGGCCUCGCCUCCCUCUCCUUCUCCCUGGAGCUGCGCACGUGGCAGGAGCGCGCCCUCCUCCUUCACCUCCCCCUGGGGGGCACGGCGGGGGCGGGUGGCGGGGGGGCCGCGGGGGGGGGCUCCCUGUCCGUCGUGCUGGCCGACGGGCAGGUCAGCGUGUCGGUGCGACAGGCACGCCGGACCAACGUCCACAUCACCGCAGGGUCGGCCGUGAACGACGGGCAGUGGCACUUGGUGCUGGUGGAGGCUCGCCGCAACUUCCUCUCGCUCGUUCUCGACGGAGAGCCCUCGACGGCCAUGCACUCCAACAGCCAGCUCGACAUCCUCACGGGCGACCACUGCUACCUGGGAGGCUGCCCAGACGCGACCUCGUGCCCUGUCGCCACCCUGCCGCCCUCCUUCCUGGGCUGCGUGCGGUCCAUCGUUGUCCACCAGCGGGAAGUCGACCUCCGCCUCCUGGAGCGCGGCGUCCUGGGCAAUCACUCGCACCUGCAGGUGGACACCUGUGGGAUCCUGGACAGGUGCCUCCCCGACCACUGCGAGCACGGUGGCCGCUGUGCCCAGACGUGGGACUCGUUCUCGUGCCAGUGCGAGGGCACGGGAUACACCGGCACCACCUGCCACCGCUCGGUGCACGAGCGAUCGUGCGAGGCCUACAAGCAGCUGGGCCGCUCCUCCGGCCUCUACUCCAUCGACACGGAUGGCAGCGGCCCCUUGGGGCCCGUGCGAGUCUUCUGCAACAUCACAGAGGACGCUGUGUGGACGACGCUGCCCGCGACACCGCGGGGCGCCACCGCGGCCGCCGAGGCGGCCGCGGUGGCGGCAGCGGCAGUCACCGUCUCGGGCUCGAGCCCCGAGCGGCCGCACGUGGCGCGCUUCUCUUACAACGCCACGGCCGAGCAGCUGGCGGCCGUGGCCGCGCAGGCCGAGAGCUGCGAGCAGCAGGUGGACUACUCCUGCCGACGCUCGCGACUCCUCAACUCGCCAGAGGGCCCCCCCAUGGUGUGGUGGGUCGCUCGAAGCGGCGAGCGGCAGUCCUACUGGGGCGGCUCAAGCCCCGGGGUCCACAAGUGCGCGUGCGGCAUCGAGCGCAACUGCACGCAGCCCCGCGUCCACUGCAACUGCGACGCGGACCUGCCCGUCUGGCAACGGGACUCGGGUCUCCUCACCUACAAGGAGCACCUGCCGCUGCAGCAGCUCGUCAUCGCGGACACGAACCGCACCAACUCCGCCGCCUCCUACCGCGUGGGCCCUCUGCGUUGCCACGGCGACAAGGGCCUCUGGAACGCGGCUCUGUUCACCAGCCAGUCGGCCUACCUGCUCUUCCCCACUUUCCGCGGGGAGACGAACGCCGACAUCUCCUUCUUCUUCAAGACGUCGGCGUCGCACGGGAUCUUCCUCGAGAACCUGGGCCUGCAGCACUUCAUGCGCAUCCAGCUCAAGUCCCCCCAGGAGGUGAGCUUCGCGUUUGAUGUGGGCGACGGCCCCGUGGAGGUGACGGCCUCCAGCCCGCGGCCCCUCAACGACAACCAGUGGCACGGCGUGCGCGCCGAGCGCAGCGUCAAGCAGGCCUCGCUGCAGGUGGACGCGCUGCCCGCGCGCUCCUUCCAGGCGCCGGCGCACGGCCACACGCGCCUGCUGCUCAACAGCAAGCUGUUCGUGGGGGCCUCGGCUUCGGGCCAGCGCGGCUUCCUGGGCUGCCUGCGUGCGCUGCACAUGAACGGCGUCGCGCUGGCGCUCGAGGAGCGGGCGCGCGUCACCGAGGGCGUGGAGCCCGGCUGCACGGGCCACUGCAGCAGCUACGGGGUGCUGUGCCGAAACCGGGGACGCUGCGUCGAGCGCUACAACGGCUACAGCUGUGACUGCACCCACACGCCCUUCCACGGACCCUUCUGCAAGCAAGAGGUGGGCGCGUUCUUCGAGAUGGGCACCCAGGUGCGCUACUCCUUCCCGGAGCCCGGCCUCGCCGCAGACCCCCUGGGGUGGCAUCAGCCGCAGCAGCCGCCCCCUCCCCUGUCCGGCGGGGAACUGCCGGGGGAGCCGGGCGAGGGGAGCUGGCCCGGAGCGGGGCUCGGCGUGGAGCCGGGGGGACCGCGUGCGCUUUGGGUUCAGCACGACGCACGCGCCCGCCGUGCUCCUCCACGUGAGCUCGUCCGCCCCCGACGAGUUCCUCGCCGUUCUCCUGCAUCGCGACGGUGCUCGCUGACGGCACGGAGCUUACACGUGCGUCUGGGUUUCGGGACCACGGAGGAGUCAACGACCUCCGUGGCGGUGGACGUGCGCAACCUGGCCAACGGGCAGCCCCACCUCCUCAACGUGACGCGCCUCGGAGCCGACCUCUACGUGCAGUUGGACCACUACCCUGCGGUGAGACACGUCCUGGCCGUCGUCGCGCCGAUCCAGAUGACCUCUCCCCGCGAGCUCUACCUCGGGCGCGUCCAAGACUCCGGCGACGUGGACGCGGAGGUGCUGCGCGCGAACGCGCCGGGGUUCAGCGGGUGCCUGUCGCGCGUCGAGUUCAACGGCGCGGCGCCGCUCAAGGCGGCCCUGCGCGCCACCCCGCCGCCCUGGGUCACCGUGAGGGGGCGCCUCCUGCAGUCGGGCUGCGGCGCCGUGCCCCUCACCGUGCCGCCGGCCUCCAGCAGCACCCAGCCGUGGGCGCACGGCCUCGAUGGAAUCAACGGAGCGGGCGAUGGGGAGCGCGUGUCGAAGGGGAACAGCACGAGAUCGGCGAUUAUCGGGGGGGUCAUCGCUGCGGUGUGCUUCGCGCUGCUGGCGUCGCUGGCGCUGCUGGCGCGGUGCCUGCUGCGGCACAAGGGCACGUACCACACGCACGAGGUGAAGGGCUCCGACACGGCCGACCACGUCGACUCGGCCAUCAUGGACCACGACCCGGCCUUCUCGGAGCCCAUCGAGGAGAGCAAGAAGGAGUGGUUCAUAUGAGGGCGCCAUCUCCUGCCCCACCCCCUUUCCUCCGUCCCCUCCCCCUAUAUCCGGGGUGGGGGGGGGGUUGUUGGG